AUGUUUACCUCCUCGGGAUCUAACCCCCCCACUGAUCGAACGCCUCUUCUUCGACCUAUAUUCACCGCUGCUCAAUCUACUUUUCUACCACGCCACAGACAUAGACGGCAUCAGAAGCACCGUGUACCUGUAUUCUCAAUAGUGUUCACCUUGUCAGCUUUGAUAUGCGUAGCAUUUCUGGCAUGGGAUGUAUCUUCUUUCGGUUAUUGUUAUGUCACACCGCUUUGUCGGGCUUUAUCAGGUAGUAAAGGUCUUGAGCAACUUUGGUGGAGGAAUCAGGGACCUUGUGCUCCAUUCAGGUCUCAAGGUCUUGGAGGUGGGAAGAGAGGACUUCCAAAAGGAUGUGAGAUAAGUCAAGUCACAAUUCUACAUAGACAUGCAGCUAGAUAUCCUACGGCAGCAGCUGGUGAAUGCAUAUUAUCAGCGUUGAAGAAGCUCGAUGAUCGAGAAGUGAAAAUUCCAAGUCGACAUCCUGAAUAUGCCUUUCUUGCCAAGACUGACUUGAAGUUAAGAGAUUGGAAAUUUGAUGGAUUGAUGGAUCAAGGUAGAAAACAAUCUUGGAUGUCGGGUAGACAACUCAAACAGAUGUAUAGCCAGUUCAUCGGUAAAGCAGAGGGUGUCUUUACGCGUUCUUCUGGUGGUGGCAGAGUAGUUGAGACUUCGGGUUACUGGCUUGAGGGCUUUCGAGGCGAUAAAUUUCAGUUGAAAGAAAAAUCUAAAUUGCCUAAAACAGAUGUGGAGAUACCGGAAGGAGAAGAUUACAAUAACACUCUCUCCGUUCAUUCCUGUCCAGCAUUCCAAAACUUAGCUCCUAAACUAAGCAAAUUGAAAUUCGAGGACCUUACACCGCUUCUCGAACCUACGCUAAACAGGUUAAACACUAUUCUUAAACCUCAUCCACGACUCGAGAUGGACGAUCUGGUCUGUCUUGGUGAUAUGUGUGGAUAUGACUCUCAGUCGAAAGGAGAGGAUUGGACAGGCUGGUCGAAGUGGUGUGGAAUUUUCACCAAGAACGAGUGGGAGAUUAUAGGGCAUGGCAAAGAUCUGAAAAGAUGGUAUGAUCUAGGUGAACAGAGUAGAUACGGUCCUACCAUGGGAGCAGGCUACGUCAAUGAACUGCUUGCUCGACUCACCGACUCUGAAGUGAUCGACAGUACUACAGUCAAUCAGACUUUGGAUUCAGACGAAAACAAAUUUCCUAGAGGAGGCAAACGAUUCUUCGUGGAUUUCGGCCACGAUAACGAGAUUUUAGAAGCUUUAUCAGCCAUUGGACUCAUGUUGCAACAUAGACCGUUACCUACAACAUUUGUUCCACCUAAACGAACAUACAUUUUAUCUCGCAUAAUCCCAUUUGGAGCGAGAAUAGCUUUUGAAAGAGUAUCUUGCCAAACGGGGAACUGGGAACCUGAUCCUGAAGCUGGAGAUGAGUACAUCGACAAUCCAGAUCGAGAUAGUGAUGGCAAACGGGAUUAUAUCAGGAUUCUCGUCAAUGAUAAAAUCGAAACUGCAAGUCAUGUUUCAUGUGAAUUUUCGGGUUUAGCAAAUUUCGGUUUGUGUGAAUUAGACGCUUUUGUGGAAAGUCAGCAGUUCUCAAAACAAGAUGUUGAUUGGUCUAUAUGCUAUGAAGAUGAUGUGCAAGGACAAAGCCUGCAAACGGCAUGA
This is a messenger RNA of Kwoniella shivajii, 1662 nucleotides long. RefSeq lists its product as uncharacterized. The transcript is spliced from 10 exons. NCBI's taxonomy places the organism in Eukaryota, Fungi, Basidiomycota, Tremellomycetes, Tremellales, Cryptococcaceae. The coding region runs from base 1 to 1662 and encodes 553 amino acids. Gene Ontology annotation, molecular function: acid phosphatase activity. The record is from RefSeq and is a predicted model, not a curated record.